AAUGUCACCCGCGGAACACACUGAAGUUAAUCUGCUCUUCUGUCUGAUUUGUGGUUAAAGCUGGAAGGGAUACAGCUGCGGCUAUGUGCAUUUACAUAUCUUCUGAGCCGACAAUAUAACGUGAAACCUAUGAAAAUGGUUUUGAAAAAGUACAUAGCGCCAUAGUUUCAUCACUUUAGAGUGACGCAGUGACCGUCUUUUUGCAGUAAAGGACCUGUCAUAGUUUAAAGAGCAGGAAGAUGACAUGAAGCGACGCGAGGAGAGCUGCACUGAAAACAGAUGAGCGCACAUGUGCAUAUAUACAGCUCACGUUCAGGGUUACGUUCACGAGAUUGUGUCCACAGAAUGAUAAGAUGUUUUAACAUAUUAUUGUAUGAUUUAACACUCAGUACAGUACCGUUGCUCCGUAUACGCAGAGUACGCAGUUUGCGUAGGGCACCAACUCCCAGGGGGGCACCAUGCCAGUUGCUAAAACAAAAAACAUGACGCGCCAUUCCCGCAUCCGCGCCGGCGCCCGCUCGCACCUCAUGUUUGCGGCUGAAUACUAAUGAUCAUAACUGAUGGACAACUAUGUCCGUGAAAAGACAUCAGCAGUCCGGCGCCAAGGAAAGAAAAAAAAAGAGAAAAAGAUGAAAACGAAGCCCGUGCGUCACUUUCAGCUCUUACCAGGAAGAGACGGACGUGUUUCUGCUUUCUGUCACACUGACUCUCUUCUCUACUGACAAAAGCAAUAAAGAAUCAGCCAUCAGUGAAGAACCAAGAGAAACACUUUACAGAAGGAUCUUUGUGAAGUUUGUUUCUGAAUAGACAGCAGAUGUUUGUGAUUCUGGUGGUGAUUCAUUCUUUAAACUGUUGUUCAGAAAGUGAAAGUAAAGUUUAGAUCGCUGGAGCUCAAAGACUGAAAAUGGCUUCACUAUCUGAAGAUGAUUUUUCUUGUCCUGUAUGUCAUGAAAUCUACAAGACUCCUGUUGUUUUAUCAUGUAGUCACAGUUUCUGUAAAGAGUGUCUUCAACAGUUCUGGAGAACCAAGAAGACUCAGGAGUGUCCCGUCUGCAGGAGAAGAUCCUCAAGAGAUGAACCUCCAUUUAAUCUCGUGUUAAAAAACUUGUGUGAGUCGUUCCUGAAGGAGAGAAAUGAGAGGCGUUCAUCAGGAUCUGAGGAGAUCUGCAGUUUACACAGUGAGAAACUCAAACUCUUCUGUCUGGAGGACAAACAGCCGGUGUGUUUAGUGUGUGUGAAUUCACAGAAACAUGAUAAUCAUAAAUUCAGACCCAUCGAUGAAGUGGUUUCAUCAUAUAAGGAGGAGCUGAAUAAAGCACUGAAAUCAUUUCAGGAGAAACUUCAACACAAUGAAAAAAUGAAAGGAGAGUUUGAGAAAACAGUUCGACACAUCAAGUCUCAAGCUGAGCACACAGAGCGUCAGAUUAAACAGCAGUUUGAGAAGCUUCAUCAGUUUCUCAGAGAUGAAGAAGAAGCUACAAUCACUGCACUGAGGGAGGAAGAGGAGCAGAAGAAGCAGAUGAUGAAGGAGAAGCUGGAGGAGAUGAACAGACACAUCUCAGCUCUUUCACACACAAUCAAAGACAUGGAGGAGAUGAUGAAAGCCAGUGACGUCUGCUUUCUGAAGGAGUUUCCAGUCUCAAUGGAAAGAGUCCAGAUCUCAUCACAGCCGGAUCCACAGACGCCUUCUGGAGCUUUGAUUCAUGUGCCACGUUACUUGGGCAACCUGCCCUUCAGAGUCUGGAAGAAGAUGCAGGACAUCGUCCAGAACAGUGAGUCUGACUGCAGAAGAUACACACACACUGGAAAUGAUGCAAUAUUGACAGAUUUCAGCAUUAUGUGUGAAGAACCAGAUCAUCUACUGCACCAAAAUCAGCAGCUCGCUUUAGAAAGGGGUGUAAAAAGUACUCAAAAAUUAAACUCAAGUUAAAGUACGGAUACUCUGUGAAGAUUUUACUUAAUUAAAACUGCAAGUAAAUGGAAAUGAAAAUGCAGCACAGAGGAGCACAAAACAUCCUUGCU
Messenger RNA from Onychostoma macrolepis, 2022 nucleotides. RefSeq names its product E3 ubiquitin-protein ligase TRIM35-like. The coding region runs from base 905 to 1930 and encodes 341 amino acids. The record is from RefSeq and is a predicted model, not a curated record. NCBI's taxonomy places the organism in Eukaryota, Metazoa, Chordata, Actinopteri, Cypriniformes, Cyprinidae. The transcript has 6 exons. Gene Ontology annotation, molecular function: zinc ion binding.